GACCCCCUCAGUUCCCUGCUCUAAAACGUCCCUGGAAGUUUCACAUUCCAGAAUUUGGCCCAGUAGAUUGUUCUGUGUCUCAUUAAACCAGUCUCAGUCUUGAGAAAGGUUCAGUUUAGGUAAACAGUUGUAUCUCAUUUCAGGAGGUGGUGAUUCAGGUGGGCUCCCAAAGUUAAGGCUAUGGUGCAAGCAAUCAUGUAUUUAAUGAGAAGCAUCCCUAUGGAAACAAGAAAAAAGUUAAUCAUUGGAGCUGACUAUAAUCUCAGUUUAUGAAUUCUGAAAGCAGUCAAGAAGAUUUCUAGGUGUCUGUCUCUGAUCACCUUUAGGUGGAUUGCAUGCAGGCGGUUACGGUCUCUUAGAGUCUCCAGGUUUGCAGUUUGAGUGUCUGGUGCUCUUUCUGCAGCAGGCACAAAGACUCUCCAUAGAUGAGCUGUGGUUGUGAUUUUUCUGAAGUCUACAUCAGGUCGUCCCAUUUUAGCUUUCGUGGCCUUGGAAAGGGGGCAGUUGUAGUUCUUAGUGACUCCAUGUCAAAGGAUAGGAAAAUGAAAAUGUUAAUUUGGAGGGUUGCAGCCAAAUAUUCAAGAAAACUAGAAAAAUUCAGGAUCCACUGCAGUUUAUAGGUAAAAAUAAAAAAAUUUUAAAACACCCAAAAGACAAUGAACUGUACCAUAAUGUAAUAUCCACAAAGGUGUAUGGUUUCUAUUGAAACAAUUUUUCUCUCUAAAAUCACCCCCACCUUUACCAAAGAUAAUCAAAUUAAGACAUAAUAUAUUUGUAAAAUGAGUCUGAUUUCAGUAAACUUAGCCUGAUUAUUUAAGUCCACCAAGAAAAGUAAUCAGCCACAUAGGUUCUUUUAACUCUGCUUUGCUAUAAUUUUCCAUAAGGACUUUUCUGACUGAACUUGAAAAAACUUCUCAAGGCUAAGAAACCAAGCGUCAUACUUACCUUCAGACUUUGCCCGCAAUACCUAUAGAAUUGGGGUGAAUUCCUCUCUCUUUGAGGUGCUACAAAGUACACAGAUAAAGACAAUGGAGGAAUGCUUGUAUGGUCUCCAUAUCACAGUAUCCCAGACACCAAAUUGGAUGAAUAUAUUGCAAUUGCAAAGGAGAAACAUGGCUACAAUGUGGAACAGGCACUUGGCAUGUUGUUCUGGCAUAAACAUAACAUUGAGAAGUCCCUUGCCGAUCUCCCUAAUUUUACUCCCUUUCCGGAUGAGUGGACAGUGGAAGAUAAAGUCCUAUUUGAACAAGCCUUUAGUUUUCAUGGGAAGAGCUUUCACAGGAUUCAACAAAUGCUUCCAGAUAAGACAAUUGCUAGCCUUGUAAAAUAUUACUAUUCCUGGAAAAAAACUCGAUCUAGGACAAGUUUGAUGGAUCGCCAGGCUCGUAAACUAGCCAAUAGACAUAAUCAGGGUGACAGUGACGAUGAUGUAGAAGAAACACACCCAAUGGAUGGAAAUGAUAGUGAUUAUGACCCCAAAAAAGAAGCCAAGAAAGAGGGUAAUACUGAACAACCUGUCCAGACCAGCAAGAUUGGACUUGGAAGGAGAGAGUAUCAGAGUUUACAACACCGCCAUCAUUCUCAGCGUUCCAAGUGCCGCCCCCCUAAGGGCAUGUAUUUAACCCAGGAAGAUGUGGUAGCUGUUUCCUGUAGUCCCAAUGCAGCCAACACCAUCCUGAGGCAACUGGACAUGGAGUUGAUCUCUUUAAAACGCCAGGUUCAGAAUGCUAAGCAAGUAAACAGUGCACUUAAACAGAAAAUGGAAGGUGGAAUUGAAGAAUUCAAACCUCCUGAGUCAAAUCAGAAAAUUAAUGCCCGUUGGACCACAGAGGAGCAGCUUCUAGCAGUGCAAGGUGUCCGCAAAUAUGGUAAAGAUUUUCAAGCUAUUGCAGAUGUAAUUGGCAACAAGACUGUUGGCCAAGUGAAGAACUUCUUUGUAAACUACAGGCGUCGGUUUAACUUAGAGGAGGUAUUGCAGGAGUGGGAAGCAGAACAAGGAACCCAGGCUUCUAAUGGUGAUGCUUCUACUUUAGGGGAGGAGACAAAAAGUGCUUCUAAUGUGCCAUCAGGGAAGAGCACUGAUGAAGAAGAGGAGGCACAGACCCCACAGGCUCCUCGGACUCUGGGUCCAUCACCUCCUGCCCCAUCAUCCACUCCAACACCAACAGCCCCCAUUGCCACUCUGAACCAGCCUCCACCACUUCUUCGUCCAACACUGCCUGCUGCCCCUGCUCUUCACCGGCAGCCUCCUCCACUCCAGCAGCAGGCUCGGUUCAUCCAGCCCCGGCCAACUUUAAAUCAGCCUCCACCACCUCUCAUUCGCCCUGCUAAUUCUAUGCCACCCCGUCUAAACCCAAGACCUGUGUUGUCCACGGUUGGUGGUCAGCAGCCUCCAUCACUUAUCGGAAUUCAGACAGAUUCACAGUCCUCACUACACUAAAAUUAAAUUGGACAGAGCUGCAGUAACUUUCCACCCCCACCAUUAUACCAGUGCUCAUCUGACCAAUGCGAAAGAGGAAAGACUAAUCCUUCCUAGAUACCGAGGCUGCGAACUAGUUCUGUGGCAGUGGGCUAGCAUAGUGGAUGGAGUCUAAGAAUUUUUAGUUCACGCAACUGAGGUGUUACAUAAGAAAGAGCCUACAGUUAGCCUCCUUCCUAGAAUGUAUGUUCAGCAACAUGAUCUCAUAAAAGGAAGCAAAAAAGAUAAAAUGUUCUAUAUACCAAGGGUUCUUUUGUUUUUACUGUAUUUAUUGAGAUUUCUUUAUAUUCUUGCCUCUUCAUAGUCAAGGCUCUUAGUAGAGGAAUAUUGACUUAGGAAUUGUGGAAACUCCUUAAGUUUCUUAAGUUAAGGAUGUUUGACAUUUUUUCUUUUUUCUUUAAUUUAAUUUUAACAUUUUCCUAUGUUAGGAGUGCAAGAAUAAAUAGCCUGCAUUUUAGAUUUUGGCAUAUGUUCAUUUAAUGCAUAUUUAAGAAAUUAUAGCUGCAUAUCCCUUUUUUCAAAAAGAAAUCUUGCUUUUUUUUCUAAAGGAAUGUUAAUAUAUUCCUUUCAAAGAAAGCAAUUUAAUCAAUUGCAAAGCAAUUAUAUGAUACCACAAAGAAUGUACUGAACCUACUAACCAUUGAAAAUAGAGCUUAGGGUCCUAGUGCAAAGUCCUUGCUUAAAGGUCAUUGACCCAUCAUCUGUCAGUAGUAAGAGGAUCAGAGUAAUAAUUUUCCAUAUGAAUGAGGACUUAAUUUGUUAAAGUACAGUACAGUGUCUUUAAGUUCCUUGAAAAUGAAGUUAAUUUUGAUUUUUUUUAAUGUUUUCUAAAUGCUGUCUGCUUUUAACUAGUAGUUACCUACAUCUGGGGACUUUAGAAAAGAAUUAUAUUUCAUCAGUUAUGUGGAGAUAGUGGUAAUGGAAGCAUUUAUUACAAUACCCUUUUUAUGUUUAGACUCUGAACUUAAAAUUGCCCUUAUUAUGGUCUGCAUUAAAUAUAAAUGAUGAUUUCUUGAAUCUAUUGUACUAUUUGGGUACAUUUGUGUAUUUCUUGCAGCCAACCUAUAUGGCUGAGUUUGGUUUAAGGUAAAAUCAUCAACAUUAUUUUAUAAAAUAAAUUUAAGAAUUUGUUCUGUGUUAUCGAAAGAUGUAUCAGUAUAUUGUCACAACUGUGCUGUUAACUUCAAAUGCUGAGAUCCCUUUUUAUAAAGAAACAAAAAAAAUUUCAAGUCUUAAUUCAACACAUAAUCAUUAAGCACCUACAAAGAAUAUUUUACAAGUGAUUGUAUUUCAGCCACUUGUGUGUUAACUAAUAUUUUUGAUACAAUGGUUUCAUAGUGGAAUCAUGACUUGUGCAAAGGGACAGAUGGCUCAGAUUGCUAUGCUAGUGGAACCUAAGGCUAAAUGUUUGCACAUUCACGUUCUUAUCACACGUAGCACCACUUCACAAAACAUCUAAUGGCCUAAUUUAUAUUUUCAGAGGUCAUAUAUUCCCAAAUUAUUGGGAAAAUAGUCCCUACCAUUAGCUCUAAAGCCUUAAAGAGCUAUAAACUUAAAUCCAUUGAUUAGUUUUAAUUUUGACACUUCUUUCCAUGAAGAACAUUAAAUUCUGGCACAAUCUAAAAUCUUUUCCUGGAUGUGUCUCUCAUUCUCAUAGCAUCAUCUUAAAUAGUUCCUGCCCCUGUAUUAUAAACAGAUAAAAUCUAACUUAAAAUACUUAAUAUUCAAGAAUUUAUACUUAUUUUUACUUUUGAGAGUCAUGGGGGACAAAAUAUCUAAAGAAAAUAUCUAAAGCCUUUUUUUUUAAGUGCUUCGGUUGUCUCGCAUAUGUGCACACUAUACAGCUUUUAUCGUCUUGUCUCUUGUCGGUAGGCCUUCAGUAUACGGUGUGUGGCAUAUGUCAGUCCAGUUGGUCAGCACCGGCGUCUGUCCAGCUGUUACGUAUAUUGUGAUUCAUUUCAAACCUGUUCUAUGCCAGCCGCGGGACGAGGUGCUGUAUCUGAGGGAUGUGCUGUAAUUUGAUUUACGUGCACUAGAGCACACAGUAGGAAAAUCCUAGCUUCAGUAGUAAUAUGACACAUGUAUAUAGUGAGAUGUCUUUAUUGUGUGCUUUGCAUAUUUUGUAAAUAUUUUGCACGUCAUUAAUUUUCUUUUUUCUUUAAGCAGUGUUUGGCCUGGAAGAGUGAUAUGCUUGCUGCUUAAUCAAAGGAUUAAAGAGUUAAAGAUG
Molecule: messenger RNA, 4706 nt
Organism: Phyllostomus discolor (pale spear-nosed bat)
Lineage: Eukaryota; Metazoa; Chordata; Mammalia; Chiroptera; Phyllostomidae
Gene: RCOR3
Product: REST corepressor 3
Exons: 11
Coding region: 1037-2440 (467 amino acids)
Biological process (GO): regulation of transcription by RNA polymerase II; negative regulation of DNA-templated transcription
Cellular component (GO): transcription regulator complex; histone deacetylase complex
Molecular function (GO): transcription corepressor activity
Source: RefSeq, a predicted model, not a curated record